UUUCGGUAGUGAAACAUUUUUUUAGAUUUCCUCUUUCUGAAAGUGCAUCAUUGAAGAAGAUACAGUUUCUUGAUUAUCGCCACAUAGAAAUAAGACGGUAAUGUUGGAGCUGCCGGUGGUUGUCGUUUUGAUACAAGUUGAUGUGCAUCUUCAAUAAUGCACCGAAAAAAACCCAGAAGCGCUACUAUCAUAGAAUGUUAUUCACUAUGUGAUGCUUAAUCAGUUCAAAACGUUUUUGACCUUGAUAAAAACUCGUCUUCCACGAAUCGCAUUACACGAAGGGAGGUAGCAAGUGAUAUUAAUCGCCAUUUCGUGAUGAUGUCGCGAGGGGUGUCCUCCAAUGAACCGGCAAAAACCGGAACGCCAAAGAAAAGUCGCAUUUCUCUAUUAUGCUGCUAUGAUGAAAAUAUCCGUUCUAUCCUGAAGUUUUUCUGAAGCAAGGUUCAGCAAUGUUUCUUCAAAUACUCGCUGUUCGGCUAGAGCUGUUGCUGAUUCUAUUCUUGAUUAACAUCUCCAUGGGGCAAAUUGUAUUCGAAAACAAUAGUGAACUUUCUCCUGGUGAUAACUGCAUGACUCCAGAUUUAGAGAGAGGGACAUGCCUACGUUGGACACAGUGUCUAUCUCUGAGUCAAAAAACAGAAGACUGGGAUCAGCUCAGGCAAUAUAUGUGUGGUUUUGCCGGCGAUGAGCCGAUCAUUUGCUGUCCCUUUUCUCUGCAAUCAAAUAUAUCUAGUACACCUACAGAUAGAAUUUCUCCAACAACCAACAGCACUAGAACUACUAAUACUUCUUCUGAGCAUGUACCAGUUCAUUAUAUACCUAAGACCAAUCCUUCUGGAUCUCCAGGCUACAGAUUAGGAAAGCCAGUCUUCUUACCAGAUGUUUGUGGUGAACAUUUAGAGACUGUUUCAAAUUCCGUUACUGGCAGUCGGAUAAUAGGUGGUCAAGAAGCCGAGAAAGGGAACUGGCCGUUUAUGGCGGUGGUUUUCGAGAUCAAAAGAAGCGGCCUGAAGAUUUUCCAAUGCGGUGGAGCCCUGGUGACUGCGAGGCACGUGAUCACGGCUGCUCACUGCUUGGUGAAACGAAAUGCCAUUACACCCCUGGAUCCUAAGCAACUCAUGGUCAGGUUGGGUGCUCUCAACCUGAGCACUGUAAACGAGCCCGGUACCAUCGAUGUCGGGGUGAAUGUCGUUCGAAUUCACGAAAGGUACGACAUUAGAACUCAUACGGACGACAUUGCAGUCCUCCAACUCAGUCAACGUGUCCCGUUCUCGAGUAGCAUCAUUCCCGUCUGCCUUCCUUACGACAGCCUGAGAGAUACUAAUCUCUCCGGGAGACGCUGUGCUGUCACAGGAUUCGGACUGACAUCCGUAAAUGGCUCUUACAGCGACGUUUUGAUGGAGGCCAGUUUUUACAUUCAAAAUCAAGAAGUGUGCAGGAAGUCGUAUGUACGCGAUCUUCGAAUUACUGAUAAACAAUUGUGCGCCGGAACGCUUGAUGGCUCCAAAGAUGCAUGUGUGGGUGAUUCUGGAGGCCCCCUGGUGACCAUAGGAAAAGGAGAACUAUACUAUCUAGUUGGAAUAGUUUCCUUUGGGAAGAAAUGCGCACUCUCUGGCUACCCUGGUGUUUACACCAGAAUUACAGAAUACCUAGACUGGUUAACGCUCAACCUCGCUGACUGAAUUUAUAAAGGGAUGAAGAUGUGUCAAUCUACAACAUAUCUUCCACUACUUUUGAGCAAGAAGAAAUUUCCACUUGAAAGGAAAUGACAAGAAAAUUUUGACAAUCUAUUUAUUAUUUAUAUAUUUCAAUUGUAAUUA
This is a messenger RNA of Argiope bruennichi, 1820 nucleotides long. Its product is annotated as proclotting enzyme-like. The record is from RefSeq and is a predicted model, not a curated record. The coding region runs from base 450 to 1682 and encodes 410 amino acids. Gene Ontology annotation, molecular function: serine-type endopeptidase activity. Gene Ontology annotation, biological process: proteolysis. The transcript has 9 exons. Lineage: Eukaryota; Metazoa; Arthropoda; Arachnida; Araneae; Araneidae.